ACGGGCAGAUUAUGGGCCCAAAUUACGAAAGAAACAAUAAAUAAUUAAAUAAAAUAUAAUUAAAUUGAAAAAGCACGUGGGUUUAUUAUCCGGCUUUGAGUAAACGUGAAAUAUAAUCCUAAUCGUGAUUGAGAACGAAACUGUUCGUAUUAAUAAGCUGAAAGAAUUAGAAAAUUGGGCCUCAUGGAAAUUUCAAAUGCGCGUUACUUUGAAAUCCUGCAGUUCAUAAGAAAUAGUUACAGAUGAAUCAAUUCUUCCUGUACCAGGAGAUGAUGCGGCAAAUCGAGCACGCGUUGCCUGGACAAAAUUCGACAGUACAACUCAACGAAUAAUCGCCACAUCAGUGUAUGAAAAACCACUUUUGCAUAUUAUCAAUUGUGAAUCGGAUAAGGAUAUGUGGAAAAAGCUGGAAUCUGUUUACGAACAAAAAUCUGAUACUAGUAUACACAUGCUGUUGCAGCAAUGGUACAAUUACCAGAAGGAAUCGAGCGAUGUUGUUACUCACAUCGUAAAAAUUGAGAAUCUUGCACAUCGGCUACAAAUUCUGGUGCGUGGGAAUCAACUCAACCCAACGAAAGCACUCUCACAAAUCUUAUUUCAAGGCUCACCAUUGAGGAAACAAGAAUGGGAACCGAAAAAAGGGCAGAAAACAUUGCUUUUACUGCCAAUAAGCAUCAAUACAAGAAAAAUUUCAAAAAAGGCAACGUUAAACCAGGCGUAUGUCAUUAUUGCCACAAACCAGGGCAUUGGAUCAAGGAACGUAGAAACCGAAAAACAGCAAACAAAAAAUACAAAGGAAGGAAAGAAGAGGCACUCAUUGGAACCAUGUCUGCAGAAUAUAAUUUAGAAACAUCCAAUGAUGCAUGGCACAUGGAUUCAGGUGCGACUGAGCACAUGUUAAAUCGUUGCGAAUGGUUCUCGUCGUAUAAAAAAUUUGACACAGUAGAGAAUAGUAAGAUAGGCGAUGGAAAAUAUAUUCAAGCAAUUGGAUCAGGAGAUAUCGACAUUCUUGCUUUUAAUGGAAAAGAGUGGGUGCGAAACUCUUGACAAGGGACUACGACAAUACUCCGAUGAUAAAAUAUGCACAUUCAUGAAGAAUGGAAA
Molecule: messenger RNA, 1104 nt
Organism: Apis dorsata (giant honeybee)
Lineage: Eukaryota; Metazoa; Arthropoda; Insecta; Hymenoptera; Apidae
Exons: 3
Coding region: 625-1047 (140 amino acids)
Molecular function (GO): zinc ion binding; nucleic acid binding
Source: RefSeq, a predicted model, not a curated record